Molecule: messenger RNA, 3056 nt
Organism: Esox lucius (northern pike)
Lineage: Eukaryota; Metazoa; Chordata; Actinopteri; Esociformes; Esocidae
Product: HMG box-containing protein 1
Exons: 10
Coding region: 304-1686 (460 amino acids)
Biological process (GO): regulation of transcription by RNA polymerase II
Cellular component (GO): nucleus
Molecular function (GO): protein binding; DNA-binding transcription factor activity, RNA polymerase II-specific; RNA polymerase II cis-regulatory region sequence-specific DNA binding
Source: RefSeq, a predicted model, not a curated record
UAAUAUUACCUUUAAAAUGUUAGAAUUCUUGUCAGAAAUGCUAACUAGCUCAGCCAAAAGACUGGAAGUCUACACGAGAUUUCCAGUGGUGGCACUUAAGCUAAUUAGCACAAAGGCUAAAUUGUAUGACACGUACAGACUGUUUUUCUUUUAUCAAUGAGUUCAUCAUAAUUUGGAGAAGUCGGUUGAGGGCAUCAUUGUCAAAAUCCUGAGCUAGUCCUUUCACAACAUCCUCAUGAUUGCAGUGUCUGUGUGACAUGGCGUAGUGUGCUGUGGAGAGUCACGACAACCAGAGAGCAAUAGAUGGAUGCUAGUAGAAUGGAAGACUCCUUUGAUCUAAUCAAGUGCAGUGAGGCCCCACCUUCCUCACCUGACUGCCACCCCAUUCCCAUGGAGUAUGAUGACCUGCCUGAGCUACAGGAGGUGGAGGAGGGCCACUCAUCCCCAGUAGUGUUCCACGUGGGUCCUGGGGUAUCCCAUCAGGACUGCAUAGCCGGAUCCCCGGACACCAACUGGCUGACUGAGCUGGCCAACAUCGCCACCAGCCCUCAGAGCCCCCUACUGCAGGAGCCAUCUCCCAUCCAGAGGUCAUCUCCUGUACACAUCUUUGCCACCAGCCGUAGUUUACAUUCCUAUGCCCGGCCCCCCCUGGCCAGCAGUGCCCCCAGUCCAUCUAGGGGUCACCUCAGGGAGCGCAGCAGACGUGUUAGGGCCAGCAGUGAGUCUGAAUCUGGAGUGUUCUCCAUGUCUUCCUUCUCCGAUGACGAGGACAUGGGCUGGUCCCACUCCUGGCCCACAACUGCGUGGAACUGCUUCCUGAAAGGCACCCGGCUACGGUUUCACAAGGGCCCUAACAAGGAGUGGCAGGAGGCAGAGGACCUUGGGGACUCCGGUGAUGAGUCAGAUGACGAGAGAAUGAUGCCGUCCACCUCCCGCAAGGGCUACGGUUCUGAAGGUCUGAAGCUGGUGGCCCAUGAGGAGAACGUCUCGUACGGCCAGGCUGUCCUCAAACUCACCUUUGAUCCCGGCUCGCCAGAAGACGGCCUCCUAACAGCAGAGUGCAGAUUUGAUCACCCCUUCUUUGUGAAAAACAAAGGCUGGUCUUCGUUCUACCCCUGCCUCACGGUGGUACAGCACGGCAUCCCCUGCUACGAGAUGCAGGUGGGGGACCUCUGUCUUCCCCCAGGCCACCGAGACGCCAUUAACUGUGAUGACUCCGUUGUCUUUGACACCUUCAGGAGCUAUGACUUCACUCCUCUGGACUCGUCAGCAGUUUAUGUCCUGAGCAGCAUGGCUAGGCAACGAAGGACCUCCCAGUCUAGCGGAGGUGCUGUCUCCCCCGAUCCAGAGAAACUAUCCGGCUCCCACCAGUCCUCUGCCAGCAAGUCCAACCGGAGCAUUACCUCAGCGACAGCCCCUGGCGGGGCCCCGCCCACCAAAUGCAAGCGGCCAAUGAAUGCCUUCAUGCUCUUCGCCAAGAAGUACAGAGUGGAGUACACGCAAAUGUACCCUGGGAAAGACAACAGAGCCAUCAGCGUCAUCUUGGGCGAUAAGUGGAAGAAGAUGAAGAACGAGGAGCGGAGGAUGUACACGAUGGAGGCCAAGGCCCUGGCAGACGAGCAGAAGAGGCUCAAUCCCGACUGCUGGAAACGCAAGAGAACCAACUCGGGGUCCCAGCAGCCCUAGAUGACCUUUGACCUACAGAAAUGUGUGUGUGUGUGUUUCUGACUUUAUGUUACAGGGACUAAAAUGUCCCCCAAACUGUGGUUAAAUCUGAAAAAGUUCACUAUGAGGACAUUUAUUCUGGUCCCCAUUUUGAAGAAGGUAAUGUUUUGGCUUAAGUGCUAGGUGUAAGGCAAAAUUACAACUAUCGCUAGGGUUAAGCAUUACUGGUAAGGUUCAAGCGCCAGGGCUAGGUUACGUUUAGGCAUAAAUGUUCGGUUGUUGAGGUUAAUAUUAGGGUAAGGAUUUGUGAAUCAUUUUUCAAGGGAAAUGAACAUUGUUGUCCCAGUUGGCUAAUUAAACAUCUGUUUCUGUUUCACAUAUCGAACUAGGACCACCAUGGAUAGUAAAACAUGAACAAUCUGCCCUUACUAGCACCUUCUGCCAGUCCCUAAGAGGAAAAAGCUAUGGAAUUUUUCUGGUCUCCAAAAGGACAGAAAUACAAGGGUGUGGGUGCGUGCGUGCGUGUGUAUGUGUGUGCGUGCAGAGAGGUCAAAAGUGAACUGACCAACCAGGCAAACCCACUAUCUCUCUAGCCUGGUGCUAGGUUUGUUUGUACUGUACUGCCAAAUCCUUAUUGUCUUUGGACUAUAAGACAGCGCAAACUGAUCUGAAACUUGGCCAUCUAUUAGCGCUUGCUCUUUCUCUUUCUGUCCAAUUGAUGAAACUUAACUGUGAUGCUGAAUAUACCUUCACUUUUACAACUUAGUGACCUUACAGACAGGCCUACACACGUUUUAAGACAAAGCCAACAACUAUGAACUAUAUACUAGAAAGCAUCUAAUGUAGUGUAAUUAACAGUGCUUAUAUUUUGUUAUACUUUAAAUGACAUACAAGAGAUGCCUUAUUGUUCCUAUAUAAUUAAGGAAUAGCUCAGUUUUUAUUUCUUCAGGUAAUUUCAUAUUUCAAGGCUUAAAAUCUUGAAAUCAGGGUUGCAAUAUUCUUGUAUCUUUCCAAAAAAAAAGGUUAUAGUUUUCCGGAAACACCAAUUGGAAGACUGCUGGAUUUAGAGGGGAAUAAGAAGGAAAUCUGAAGUCCUCCAACCAGGUUUUCUGGAAAAGCAUAGACUUUUGGGAGAGUUUCUUGAAUUAUUCUACCCUACUUGAGACCCAGUGGUGCUAUGUUUGGUGAAGAAAGAAGGAGCAGUGAUACAAAACGUCUGUUUUUAAUUGUGAAAGAAUAAGGGGAAUUUUAAAAAGCUUUCUUUUAUUUUAUUUUCAUUUUCUCUUAGGCGUUGAUUAUGUUUUUACAACUCAAUAUAUUGCACAGAUAAAGCCUUUCAUAUGUUGCAUCAUAUUGGCUGUAACAUGGGGGGGGGGGAAUACAGUUUGAAG